This is a messenger RNA of Adineta ricciae, 231 nucleotides long. The record is from the annotation of a GenBank genome assembly. NCBI's taxonomy places the organism in Eukaryota, Metazoa, Rotifera, Eurotatoria, Adinetida, Adinetidae.
AUGGGCAACUCCGCGGAUAACCAACUCCAACUCCACUCCAACUCCGUAUAUUUUAAAAAAUCCAACUCCAACUCUGCUCCAACUCCAGCUCAAUUAUUUGAACUCCACUCCAACUCCAAUAUCAGAUUGAAAAAUCCAACUCCACUCCAACUCUAUACUAGAUUGAAUAAUCCAACUCCAACUCUGAGCGAAAAAGCAUCAACUUCGGAAUUAACUCCAACUCCAGUUUAA